Messenger RNA from Austrofundulus limnaeus, 1615 nucleotides. Its product is annotated as homocysteine S-methyltransferase YbgG. The transcript is spliced from 8 exons. NCBI's taxonomy places the organism in Eukaryota, Metazoa, Chordata, Actinopteri, Cyprinodontiformes, Rivulidae. Bases 126 to 1088 code for a protein of 320 amino acids. The record is from RefSeq and is a predicted model, not a curated record. Gene Ontology annotation, molecular function: S-adenosylmethionine-homocysteine S-methyltransferase activity; zinc ion binding. Gene Ontology annotation, biological process: S-methylmethionine cycle.
UMACCCGGAAAAACAACGAAGAUGCGCUGAGAAUCUCUCUGACUGCUCAAUCAGUCUCGCUGAUUUGAGAAUAUGCAGAAGAAGUAAAAAAAUAAAAAAUUAGGACUUAAUCUCUGCAUCUUUACAUGGAUUCCUCAGCUCGUCUUAGACAUUUAAUACGUGAAAACAAACCACUUAUCUUGGACGGAGGACUAGCAACUGAACUAGAAGCGCAAGGAGCCAAACUACAGGGGGAUCCUCUGUGGAGUGCCAGGCUCUUGCACACAGAUCCUCAGGCUAUAAAAAACGCUCAUUACAGGUUUCUCCUCAGUGGCGCUGAUGUCAUCACGACAGCGACGUACCAGGCGAGCAUCCAGGGCUUCAUGGACCACCUGAACCUGAGCCCUGAUGGUGCCAGAGAGCUGCUGAUGUCCGGGGUUCAUCUGGCCAAAGAGACGGCUGACAGCUUUCAGUCCGGGGAGAGAAGUCCUGUUGUGGCGGGCUCAGUCGGACCAUACGGGGUCUUUCUUCACGACUGCUCAGAGUACACUGGAGCUUACGCAGAGGAGAUGAGUGUCGAAGAGCUCAAAGCGUGGCAUCGGCCGCAGGUGUCCAGUUUAGCUGCAGCAGGAGCCGACGUCAUAGCCUUUGAGACCAUCCCGAGCCUCAAAGAGGCYGUGGCUGUGGUGGAGCUGCUGAGAGAGUUCCCAAACUUAGACGCCUGGCUGUCUUUCUCCUGUAAGGAUGAGAAGCGUAUUUCAGACGGCAGCCUGUUCGCAGACUCUGUGAAGGUCGCCGGCAGGUCAUCGCAGCUGCUYGCUGUAGGAGUCAACUGCUGCCCUCCAGCUGUGGUGGAGGGGCUGCUGGACUCUGCCGGGUCCCAGCUGAGCCCCAGUAUGAGCUGGGUGGUGUACCCCAACAGUGGAGMGGAGUGGGACACGGAGCUGAGAUGGAAGACCUCAGGAUGGAGGUCUGAGCUGAGUCACAYUUGGCUGAAGCAGGGUGCUGCUCUGAUAGGUGGAUGCUGCCUCGUCAGCCCCGCUCACAUCUCCCAGUUACGCCAGCAGCUGGAGGGAAGCUGCAUGUCUUCAUCAAAACGAACAGAUUAAAGUCAGAUUAUGUGAUGGACACCAGCUCCUCGUGACCCAGAAAGGAGAAGCAGGAAAAGAAAAAUGGAUGGAUGUUAAAAAUCCUUUGCAGCAACUGGGCUGAAGGAGAAACACUUGAGCCGGACACUCAUAUUUAUAAUUUUAUUACAGAUUAGUUGUAGCGACCUGAUCACAAUUCUGUUGGAGGAGAAAUAACUCCAUAUAAAGCAAGAUUACUCUUUGAUUAAAGUAUGUAAUAAGGCAGAAGUUGUUGAAUAAGUCACUCUUUUUCAGAGACUCUAGAGCUUUUCUUUAAAAACAUCAGAUCAGACACAGACAGGUGAAUCUGCUGUCAGAGACUCGACUCUUUGGUAAUCUGUUUUGCUGCAUUACAACCCUAGUGGUACACAAAAUACUUGAGAUUAAUUACUUAAAAUGAGAAAUAAUGUUUUUACAUAACUCUAAAGAAUGUAGAACUGAAAGUAUACACCUCUGAAUGUACAUACUGUAGUUUUUUUGCAGCAGCAAUUAAAGUGUAUCUUAACCUC